AGGCGUCUCGGACGGUCAGUCGAAACUGCGCAUCAGCUAUCCACUACGUAUCCCACCCCAAUUUUCUAUCUGCACCCGCUCUGUGUUCCUCUUGACUCCGUUCCCAACCAUCUCUACCCCUAUCCGUAGCAGCAAACAGUGGUGGCGCGUCUCCCCCAAGGACGGCUCUCUCCGGCGGGCGAAAAGGAAUAGCCUGCUACAUACUCGCGGUGUGAAGGCGGGGAGCGCGAAUCAUGGGGACUUCCGCGGCCCAGGAAUCGGAUCUCUGGAAGCAAAUCGACGACGCCGAGUGCUAUCUGGUCAGCGGAUCCUUCGACAAGGCGGUUUUGUCUGCAUUAUCCGUCUCUGAUCAAAUUCGAGCGGAUGCUGCGCGGGAGGUGCAUGACGGUGAUGAGCUAUUGGAAAUGCUUGAGUUAGCUGGGAUGGUACUCGCUCAGGCACUUAAAGAGCUCAGAAGGACAUCUGAGAUGUUUAUUCAGCUUAAAGCUAUGUUUGGUUCAGUGGCAUCAGUACCAGUGAAAGUUUUCCUGACAGGGGCUACCAUGCUAAUGGCUGAAGGAUCUGGGCCUGACCUUCGACCAGUUUUUGAGGAGUACCUUGCUCAAUGGAGAUAUACAGAUGAUCAGGUUUAUGUUUUGAAUGGAGGACAGGAAAGAUCCUCAGAUGGUCUUAUUGUUACAUCAACUAUGGCACCUGAAGAGUAUUUGGAGGUCGCAGAAUUGUAUACAGUUACGUUUCUUGGCAUUGCCUCCAAUGAGCCUGCAAGUGCCAUCGCAUGGGUAGAAAAGGCAGAAUUAAGUGAACAAGAUCAACAGGUUACUAAAAAACUUCAUACAUUACAAGCAGCCGCGAAGAAAAAGUCAUCAGCUGCUACAGGGGCAAAACAGUCAGCAGAAAGGAACCUUUCCGCUACCGUGAACGACAAAACACCACCGACACCUGAGGAUGCUCCAACAAGCACCACACGUGCACCCAAUGGGAAAACACAUGGCUUACCAAAGUCCAUCGAACCUACCCUACAGCAUGUCACAAAUAAAUUUGAUCCCGUGUUUUGGUGGUUUCAUUCAGUUCGGGUAAAGGUUGGCAAAACACAUAUCGUUCUGCCAAGUGGUAAACUGAUGCUUUUGUUCUCGCUGCUGUUCUCUACACUUUAUGUUCUCCGGAGGAAAGGUGCCGGCUUGAAGAGGGCUAUAUUCCAGCAAGCUUCAUCCCUGCGACGAGCGUUCCUCGAUGCCCUGCAACUCGCCUUCUCGGUGCAGAUGAACCCGCUAGCUGCUGUUCAACAGACGCCACAGGCCCCUCGAGGAAGCUGGUGAUACACUGAUACAAUGUACUUACCCAUCCCAACCUGUAACUAGCAAUACCUGAAUUGUAAUCCGGCACACCGUGAUACUUGCCGUUGUCUUUUGUGCCAUUGAUAAAUGUAUGGGAAUAAUAAAGCAAGGCUGCUAAAUAUAUCGUGGCAAUGGUCUAGUUUUGGCAUCAA
Messenger RNA from Lolium rigidum, 1486 nucleotides. Its product is annotated as protein APEM9-like. The transcript has 6 exons. Lineage: Eukaryota; Viridiplantae; Streptophyta; Magnoliopsida; Poales; Poaceae. The record is from RefSeq and is a predicted model, not a curated record. The coding region runs from base 234 to 1316 and encodes 360 amino acids. Gene Ontology annotation, biological process: peroxisomal membrane transport.